UGCCUAAAAUCCCCAAAUCUCACCGAUCAUGUCAUGGGUGGACGUUUAAAUCUUGAAGCGUAGGGUUUAGGGCAUGAUUUUAUCUCCAACCCGAUCGUCUCCCUCCCUCCAAAAUAUUCGAAGCCCAUCAUUCAACUCAUUUUCAUUCUCCCAAACUCCCAUUAGGGUUAGGGUUUUCACUGCUUCAGCUUCCGAGUAAGACACGCUAAUAAUCCACUAUGGCCAGGUACCGGAGCCGGAGUAGAAGUUACAGCCCUCGCCGGCGUAGUAGAACCCCACCACGCGGUCGGAAGAGGUAUGACGACGACCCUCGAGACCGGUACCGCGAAAGCAGGUCUCAUAGGGACCGUCGCUCUCCUGCUCCUUCUGGUUUACUCGUGCGAAAUCUCCCGCUUGAUGCUAGGCCGGAAGAUCUUAGGAUCCCUUUUGAGCGAUUUGGUCCUGUUAAGGACGUGUAUCUGCCGAAGAACUACUACACUGGGGAGCCUCGAGGAUUUGGAUUUGUGAAGUUUCGGUUUGCAGAAGACGCGGCUGAAGCAAAACAGCAGCUAAAUCAUACAGUUAUAGGUGGACGGGAGAUACGAAUCGUGUUUGCUGAGGAGAACAGGAAAACUCCUCAAGAAAUGCGUGUGACUUCACGCUCAAGUGGUAGAAGCUACAGAAGACGUUCUCCAGCAAGGUCUCCGAGACGGCGAAAUCGUUCUUACUCGCGCUCACCUUCACCUGCCAGGCACGACUCAAGGAGCCGUGGGGCAAGGGAUGAGUAUCUAUCUCCUGCACGAUCAAGAUCAAUUUCACAUUCUCGUUCCCCUCGUGAUAGGCGGGAUUACAGCCGAUCUCCUACUCCGAAGGAUAAUGGUCGUAGCCCUCGUGAAGUGGACAAUGCACGGAGUAGAUCAAGGAGUCCAAAGGGUGAUAGUCGUAGUCCUUCUGGAUCUCGUUCACGAUCCUAUAGUCCUCGCUGAUAGAGUUUUGGAAUUGUGUGGUGAUUCUGCUGCAGUCAGUCGAGAAUUGUUAAGUCUGCCUUCAGUUGUGGCCAGAUGAACUAUGCUAUUCCAUGCUUUGCAGUUUCUGUAAGGAAUUUUAUUUAUAUAUGAGAGUAGGGAGGCGAGACUUGAGAUAUGGAUUGAAGAACAAUGAGUGUUGACUUCAUAUGAGUGCAUGCUGGUACACUUCUACUUGACCUUUACUAGAUUUAGGAAAUUUGCCUUAAAUUUCGUUUUUGUACUCUUGUACAUACUCAGUGGUUGUAUUUUUCAACUUAGUGGUCUUGUUUGUUUAAUUAUCAGUUCUAUUUUGUUAUUUAGUAA
Messenger RNA from Cucumis sativus (cucumber), 1310 nucleotides. Its product is annotated as serine/arginine-rich SC35-like splicing factor SCL28. NCBI's taxonomy places the organism in Eukaryota, Viridiplantae, Streptophyta, Magnoliopsida, Cucurbitales, Cucurbitaceae. Gene Ontology annotation, biological process: sperm DNA condensation; spermatogenesis. The transcript is spliced from 7 exons. Gene Ontology annotation, cellular component: nucleosome; nucleus. Bases 219 to 965 code for a protein of 248 amino acids. Gene Ontology annotation, molecular function: RNA binding; DNA binding. The record is from RefSeq and is a predicted model, not a curated record.